Messenger RNA from Scomber japonicus (chub mackerel), 2024 nucleotides. RefSeq names its product WT1 transcription factor b (gene wt1b). Gene Ontology annotation, molecular function: RNA polymerase II cis-regulatory region sequence-specific DNA binding; DNA-binding transcription factor activity, RNA polymerase II-specific. NCBI's taxonomy places the organism in Eukaryota, Metazoa, Chordata, Actinopteri, Scombriformes, Scombridae. Gene Ontology annotation, cellular component: nucleus. Gene Ontology annotation, biological process: regulation of transcription by RNA polymerase II. The transcript is spliced from 9 exons. Bases 265 to 1539 code for a protein of 424 amino acids. The record is from RefSeq and is a predicted model, not a curated record.
CCUUCACAGACUCCCACUCCAACCCCGCUUCAGAUACUCAAGGAGAUUUAGCACCCAGAUUUCGGUUAUCAAGACAUUAUUAAUUUAUUUUUAUUAUUGACUUAAUCCCUGAUGAGGUGAGAAAGAUGGCUUCUUAGUGUACUGUGGCUGCUGAUAUUUGUUUUUGCUGGAGAGUGCUUAUUACUGUGUGACUUUUUGAAUCUGCCAGCGGUGUAUUCUACUGGAGUACCUUCACGUCUUCGGACUUUCUCAACCUGCAACCCAAUGCUGACUGAACCGUGUGGAGCCAUGACAAUGGGGUCAGAUGUUCGAGAUCUGACUCUCUUACCUCCAGGACCCCCAGUGCCGUCCCUACCAGGAACUGGUGGUGGCUGCGGAAUGUCUGUUGGCAGCGGCCAGUGGACCCAACUGUUGGACCUCCAUCCUGGCUCUCCCUACAGCUCCCUGCCCUCCCACCACUCCCUCAUCAAGCAGGAACCAGGUUGGGGGGCCACUGACCCUAUAGAGGACCCUCACUGUGGACUUGGGGCAUUCACAGUGCACUUCUCAGGCCAAUUUACAGGAUCAGGCCCCUGCCGGGUCGGGGCAUUUGGAGAACCGACUGCAGGGGUUUUUCCCAAUGGAACCUACCUGCCUGGCUGUGUGGACAGUCCCCCUGCACCCAGGAACCAGGGUUAUGGAGCCAUGGGUUUUGACAGCAACCCCAGUUACGGUCACACUCCAUCUCACCACAACCCUCAGUUCCCCAGUCUGUCCUUCAAACAUGAAGACACACAGUCACCACCAAACAACAUAGUUGACCAGCAGUACCCGGGUCCUCCUCCUGUGUUUGGUUGUCACAAUCCUUCAGAAACCUGUCCGAGCAGCCAAGCUCUGCUGCUGAGAAACUACAACAGUGAUAACCUGUACCACAUGGCAUCUCAGCUGGAGUGUGUAACAUGGAACCAAAUGAACAGUCUUGCAUCUUCCAUGAAGAGCAGUGGCCAUGCAACUAACUAUGACACUGAACCCAUAGCACCGCCCCCACCCAUGCUCGUCAGUGCCCAGUACCACAUACAUGCACACAGUGUCUUCAGAGGACUUCAGGAUGUUAGACGGGUACCUGGUAUUCCUCCUCCGGUUGUGAGGUCAUCAGACGCCAAUGAGAAGCGUCCAUUUGUGUGUGCUUAUCCUGGCUGCAGCAAGAGAUACUUCAAACUUUCACAUCUGCAGAUGCACGGCCGCAAACACACAGGAGAGAAGCCUUAUCAAUGUGAUUUCACAGACUGCGGCCGCAGAUUUUCUCGCUCGGAUCAGUUGAAGAGACACCAGCGCAGACACACAGGAGUGAAGCCCUUUCAAUGCGAGACAUGUCAGAGAAAGUUUUCACGGUCAGACCACCUUAAGACGCACACUCGGACUCAUACAGGUAAAACAAGUGAGAAGCCCUUUACCUGCCGCUGGUCCAACUGUCAGAAGAAGUUUGCCCGCUCUGACGAGCUGGUGCGCCACCACAGCAUGCACCAGAGGAACCUGACCAAGCUGCAGCCUGCCAUCUGAGCAGGGAAAGGAGGAGGAGGACAAAGAGGAAGGUGACAAUAUGUUGUGCCAGCUAGUAGAGAAAGACACUUGGAGCCUGGUCAUGGGUUAUGGUGCCAUGCCAGACUUGCGGUGCUGGUGAGCACAGCUGAUGCCUCCCUCAGCCACGAGACUUCUGGAGAACAGACUUACUGAGGAUCCACAAGAUCUUCAAGAUGCACCUCAACUAGCACUCAUUUUGUUUAUUUGACAUUAAAUCUUUGAAAGGGUAAAAUAGCAGUCUUUCUGAGCCAAGAAGAAGAAUUGAAUAUGAGAUGAGGAAAAUGUUGAUUCACUUUUUUUGAUACUUUAGUACACUUGCACUGGCUUCUUGUUUUAUUGCUAAAAUUGUGUCACCUUGAAAAUGUGCUGGACCAUGUAAACUGGAUUUAGGUAAUGGACAAUGUGUCACUUUUUGUCCAUGAAUUUGAACACAUGUUUUUCACAUAUUAUUUUUUAUUUUUUGC